AUGGCUUUUUUGCGUGUUAGUUCACUUUUUUCAUCUUCAACAUCUUCGACACCACCACCAACAGCAAAUGAUGCUACAUUUAAGCAAGAAACUAUCGAACGUCUUUGUGAUCGUCUACAAUCAUCAACACGUAUUGAAGAUCGUCGAGAUGCUGUACGUGGCCUUAAAGGACUUUCAAAAAAAUGUAAACUUGAAGUUGGAACACAAAGUAUGAGUUUAUUAGCAAAUGUUUUACAAGGUGAUCGAAUUGAUUUGGAUCUUAUUCAAUUAGCAUUAGAAACAUUAGCGAAUGUAAUGACAUUUGAAGCAGAUAAUGAUGAAGAACAACGAAAUUUACCACAAGAUAUAACCAUUCAAUUUACAGAAUUAUAUAUUAAAAAUAAAGAACAUGUUCAUGCAGCUCUUGAUCUUAUUGAAGAAACUGAUUUUAAUCUUCGUCGUGCAGCUAUCAAAUUUGUUACUGUACUUCUUACUAAUUGUACAAAAAUAUUACAAGAUAUUAUUCUUGAAAGUGGACCAAUGGGUGUUUCAAAAUUAGUUGAUCUCUUACAAGAUGAACGUGAAGUUAUUCGAAAUGAUGCUCUUCUAUUACUUCAAAUAUUAACACAAUCAAAUGCAAAUAUACAGAAAAUUGUUGCAUUUGAAAAUGGUUUUGAACGUUUAUUUGAAAUUCUUCAUAGUGAAGGUGGCAGUGAAGGAGGUGUAAUUGUCGAAGAUUGUUUAUCUGUUCUAUUGAAUUUAUUAAAAAAUAAUACAUCAAAUCAAAGUUAUUUUCGUGAAAGUUCUUUUAUUCGACGUUUAGUAGAUUGUUUCGAACUAAAUUCUAUUGGUGAUAAACAUUGGUCAACACAAAAAGGAACCAAUGUUCAUCUUUUAUUACAAGUUAUUCGAAUACUUGUAUCACCAACAAAUUCAAAUCAAAAUAUUGUUGCAUGUCAACGUACUGUUAGUCAAUGUGGUCUUCUACAUCGUCUAUGUGUUAUGCUUACAUUAACAUCAAUUCCUGCCGAUGUGUUAGCUGAAACUAUUAAUACAAUUGGUGAUAUUAUUCGUGGUAAUACUGAUAAUCAACAAUUUUUUGGGUCUGUAAUGAAUAGUACUGGUGAUGUUCAACAGCCAAUAUUAUUAAGUCUUCUUUAUACAAUGAUUACUGCAGAGAAACAAUCGUUUCCACUUCGAAUAUCGAUUCUUUAUUGUUUUCAAUGUUAUCUAUAUAAAAAUGAUUAUGGUAAAUCAAUGAUUAUUCAAACACUUUUACCUCAAACAGAGAAUGUUACAAAUCAAUAUACAUUUGGUCAUUUAUUAAUUAUUGGUUUUUUAAGUAAAGAUACUGUUGCUUCGUGGUGUUCUAGUAUUGCACUAGCACAUUUAAUUGCUGAUAAUCAACAAUUUAAAGAAGCUAUUCUUAAAGUUGUACUUGCAGUUGAUCAAUCACAAUCAGGUACAAAAUCAUUAAUGGAAAUAUCUAUUGAUCUGUUAGAAAAUUCUUCAUCUUCUUUUCACACUCGUAUUGCAAUACUCAUUUUUCUCUGCACAUGGUUAGCAAAUUGUCCACUAGCUGUACAAGCAUUUCUUUCCAUUGCAAAUAGUAUUUCUUGCUUAAUUUCACAAAUUUGUGCACAAUCAGUUGCAGAUGAUCGUGAAGUUCUUAUACAAUCCUUAUGUUCAUUUGCAUUUGGAUUAUGUUUAGUUUUUAAUAAUAAUCAAAUGACAACAUAUUCCACUGAAUCACUUGAACGAAUUAUCAAUAAACGUAUUGGUAUUGAUUUCUUUCAAGAAAAACUCGAAUCACUUUCAAAAUCAGAUUAUUAUGCGAAAGCUUUACAAAAACCUCAAUUGAAAUUAUCAAAAGCAAAUGAUAUGAUACUUGAUUAUGAAUUCGCUCGUCUCUAUAAAGUUCUUGAAGGUUCAAUCACGCGUACAUUAACAACACGUACAAAUGAUGGACAAGCACAACCACCUGAUCAAUCAGCAGCAAUACUAGCGCAAUAUACGGAUUUAAUUCAACAGCAAAAUCAACAAAUACAUAGUUAUCAACAACAAGAAAGACAAUUUUUUGAAGAACGUGAUUCUUAUCAAAAGAAAAUUCUUGAAUUAGAACAAUCAUUACAAGAAAUUCGUAAUCAAUAUACAUCAUUGCAAUCUUCUUCUUCUUCUUCUUCUAAACAAAGUCCUGACGAUGGUUUAAAAACAUUAUGUGAACAACAACAAGCCGAAUUAGAAUAUUCAAGAAAUAUGAUAGCUUACCAACAGCAGCAAUAUUAUUAUUUAACCCAAUCAAUUGAAAAUGGUGUUCAGCAACUUAAUUUGAAUAGUACUGAUAAUGAACAUGCUGUAUUAAAUGCUAAAAUUAUUGAAUUGCAAGAAAAACUAAAUGCAUUCGAUGAACGCUGUGUAGCACAAAAUGAUGAAAUCGCUCGUCUUCAAUUAGAAAAUAAUAUUUUACAAGAAAAAAAUACCAAUGAAAAAAGAAAAGUUUCCGUUCUUGAAAGUCUUGAAGGUCAAAUGCAAGAAAUUAUCGAUGAAAAAACUAAUUUAAAUAAUGAUUAUCAAAAAUUAAAUACUGCAUAUCAACAAAAUCUAAAAGAACAAAAUGAUUUACUAGUUCUAUGUUCCACAUAUGAAGAUCAAUUAAAAACAUGUCGUCAUCUAAUUCAAUCAGGCGGACUAACAGUACCAAACUUUUUAAUUGAAAUGGAUAAUACAGAAUAA
Molecule: messenger RNA, 2712 nt
Organism: Adineta steineri
Lineage: Eukaryota; Metazoa; Rotifera; Eurotatoria; Adinetida; Adinetidae
Source: the annotation of a GenBank genome assembly